AUGGAUGUCAAUAAUGUUUUUCUUCAAGGAGAGUUAGAGGAUGAGGUUUACAUGAGGCCACCUCUGGGUAUGGACGAUAUGGUCAAGCCAGAGAAUGCAAGAGAACUUGGAAGAAGAGUAGGCAAAACACCACUUGAAGAAGGGUACAAAGUCUUGCGUGAGGGGGAGUUUGAGGAUAAGCCAUUUGGAGACUUCAAACUCUAUAGAAGAAUGGUUGGGAAGCUGAUAUAUCUAACCAUUACAAGACCAGACAUCUGCUUUGCCGUAAACCAAGUCAGCCACCAUAUGCAAUCUCCCAAGGUUCACCAUUGGAAUAUGGUGGAGAGGAUCAUGAGAUACCUAAGAAAAACUCCUGGCCAAGGUGUAUGGAUGGGAUGCAACAAGAGCACAGACAUUGUGGGAUACUGUAAUGAAGAUUGA
Molecule: messenger RNA, 420 nt
Organism: Brassica oleracea var. oleracea
Lineage: Eukaryota; Viridiplantae; Streptophyta; Magnoliopsida; Brassicales; Brassicaceae
Exons: 2
Coding region: 1-420 (139 amino acids)
Source: RefSeq, a predicted model, not a curated record